Messenger RNA from Anopheles darlingi, 768 nucleotides. RefSeq lists its product as uncharacterized. The record is from RefSeq and is a predicted model, not a curated record. Lineage: Eukaryota; Metazoa; Arthropoda; Insecta; Diptera; Culicidae. The transcript has 5 exons. The coding region runs from base 229 to 768 and encodes 179 amino acids.
UACCGUAGUAUUUACCGAGCUAAACAGGAAACCCGGAAUUGAAAAUCCCGAUACACUAUCACCCAGCAAUGUUACAUGCUGGUGAAACAUGUUUCCCGAUUCUAUCAAACACUGACCACACACGCAGCCCACACGCAAACACGUUGGGCGUGAGGUGAGACCUUUUGGGUUCAAACCAAACACCACAUCCUGUUUUCGUCGUCGAUAGUCAGCAGCAGCAGCAGCAGCAUGUCGAACGUCGUUCUGUGGUUAACGUUGCUGGUGGCGCCCGUUGCUCAUACCAAAUUCGUGGUAGAUUUGCACAAAUCUUUCAGACCGUGCGAUCACCAGAAAGCUUCGUUUCCGCUGGAUUUAUCGGACUUCCGGAUAUUCCUCUCGGAAGAUGACGAUAUGACGGUGGAUGGGACGUUUGUCAUUGCUAAAGAUUUGCGUCCACCGCUUGGCUUUGCCUUCUACUCGCAAAAGCAGGAACACGGUGAGUGGAUGCCGAUGCCUUACGGUAAACGGGUACUGGACCUGUGUGCGAUUCUGCUGUCCAGCACGGAUGUUUGGCACCCGAUAACGAGCCACAUGAACCAAACCCGCUGUCCUUACAAGACAGGCCAUACCGAGCACUUCCAUAUGCUAAAAACGGGACUAUUUGGCUUCGAAGAGUAUCUGCAAGAGUUUACCGGCGAAUGGCGAGUAUUCGUAGAGCUUACGAUAACAAGAGUGCCACCGUUGGUAGAGGUCGAGGAGCAGCAGCCAUUAACGGUGUUUAGCCAUUAA